AUGGCUACCUCAACCAUUACCGUCCUUGCACCAAACGAAGUUGCACCAUCCGCAAGAAGCGUGUCGCCUUUCAAACAUCCCCGACCACCACCAGGUACACCAGCAAAGACAGCGAACCUCUGGGACAAGUACGAACGGCAGGCCAUAGAGACAGCGAGGAUGAGAGAGAGGAAUACAAAACCGUCACAGCCCCCACCUCUAAUGAUUCCAAAUAGCGGCAAAGGAUAUCGACCAGAGGAAGGAUCACCGAUACGGCCAAGUUUCGACUUCAAGUUCAAACGUGGUCAUACCGCAACGCCCUCAACGACAGUGGCUAUCUGCAAGACAUGCACGCUCCCUAUCACCUACACCUCCGGAGUAUGCGAAGGGUGUACAAGAACAAUUGUCCUACCCUCUGCAACCGGCGAAACCACUCCGCCUCUCAGUCCUGCUGCACGCAACUUUGCCUCUACUGACCUCCAAAAACUUCGCAAAAACUCAUUGAACGAUGAUGUCAUCGUUCCGACGUCAACACCAUCACGACGAACUUCAUAUUGCCCACUGCCAGCGCACAUCUCAGACUCGUCGUUUCGGCUCUCCGCACUACAGCCACCACCCGAUUUUGAGUCGCUUUCAGAACUCGGACGCAGGAGGAAGACAUCCCUUACUGAUCCUAAUGAGCCUUUCCUUCGUCUACAGAUUGCGCAGCACUCACAUGUACCGCGUUCGGCAAUGAACUCCCCUCCCAUAACCCCCACAUCGCCGCCAUGGGCUACGCAGUCUGGACGCUCUACGCGACGUUCCAGUCUAGCAAACCCUCUCUUGUCAACACCAGCAUACCCACAUGCGCGCACCGAUAGCCUGGCAUUGUCUGAAUACAGCACCCUCUGCCCAUACACAUCUACUGUAACAACAUCCCGACCAAGCUUAAGUCAGGUCGACACAGCAUUUGAAAACGCGAUCAGUGCCUGGGAUGAUUGGGACAGCGACAGCGAAGACAGACUAGGUCUCUCGGGAUGGAUGGUUCAGCGCAAGGUCAAGAGUCGCACUAGCAAGAAAGGAAAAGGCAGCAUGGACAGCACGGAUAGUGACUGUGAAGCGAGGAGACCAAGUACAAGCCCUGAAAAGGCACCAAAGCAGGGUCGGAAGAGUACCAGUAAGGAGGAUCAACGCUUGGAGAGGGCCCGGAUUGAGGCUGCGGAGAAUGCGAGGACGGUAAGGCGGGAUCUUGAGCGGCAGGCCGUGAAGAAGAAACCGAGUAGUUUCAUCAGGGUGAUCAGUUGCGGACGGAGCGACAGCGAUGGUUAA
Messenger RNA from Alternaria burnsii, 1287 nucleotides. RefSeq lists its product as uncharacterized. NCBI's taxonomy places the organism in Eukaryota, Fungi, Ascomycota, Dothideomycetes, Pleosporales, Pleosporaceae. The coding region runs from base 1 to 1287 and encodes 428 amino acids. The record is from RefSeq and is a predicted model, not a curated record. The transcript has a single exon.